Molecule: messenger RNA, 3019 nt
Organism: Paramacrobiotus metropolitanus
Lineage: Eukaryota; Metazoa; Tardigrada; Eutardigrada; Parachela; Macrobiotidae
Product: nuclear pore complex protein Nup107-like
Exons: 13
Coding region: 514-2859 (781 amino acids)
Biological process (GO): mRNA export from nucleus; protein import into nucleus; post-transcriptional tethering of RNA polymerase II gene DNA at nuclear periphery
Cellular component (GO): nuclear pore outer ring; nuclear pore
Molecular function (GO): structural constituent of nuclear pore
Source: RefSeq, a predicted model, not a curated record
AAAUAAUUUUAAGUUCCAUUUGAAAACAUCAGACCUGAAGAUGUUCCAUCUGGUGCUUGGCUUAGAUUUUUUUAAUGCUCUCACAACAGAAAAAUUUCUAUCGCGUUUAUGCUAUUAGUGUUGAUUUUGAAACUAUGUCUAUUAAAAAGCGCGAUUUAUGAGCUUUCUAAUGAACUCAUACACUCCGAAAACAGCUCAAACCAAGGUGCACAAACAAUUUUCGAAGUAGCUAUAAAGAUUGAUAUUUUACAAACUGGUCCAUCGCCUUAAAACUUCUAAAUAGCGAAAACCGCUUUUUUAAUUUAUGGGAAUUUGUGGUGAAUUUAGACCGUUACUUUCUUCCUUGAUUAUUAGUAUUAGUUUUACAAAUCGAUUUCUUUUUUUUGUGCGAUCAACUGUUGUGGAGAAUCUUAGAAAUCCCGUUACUGCAGCUUGCCAAAUCUGGAGAACAUCUUCACUCGUCAGACGGUUAUGUGGUGCUAGUACGACUACGAGCUAUCAGUCAUCAUUGAAAUGGCUUUUGAAUACAAAACUGAUUUUCCACAUUUAUUGAGAAAAGCCAAUGACAGAUGUGCGAUCGCGACACGAUUCGUGGAGGACAUCCCAACAGAAAAUCUGCAACUGGAAUGUAUGGCCAAGCUGGAGAACGAAUUCUAUCGCCUGCAGUCCGAAUUUGACUGCAUGGGACAAAGCCAAUACAAUACACGGACGUUAUUAGAAGCAAUAGUCGCUGCUCUAGAAAGCAGCGUGAAAGAUUUGCAGAUUAAGGAUUCUGCAUUGUACUACGGACUUUCCCGCACUCAUCCGGAAUAUCAGAAAUUCCUCCGUUUUCAGUCCUUGCUGGAGAGUGAAUUCAUCACAUGGAAAAUCAUUUUUGAAUUGCUGGUGCAUCGAGGAAGCACGGCUUGGCAGGAGCAUGAGUUGCAAGGGUCGGAUCAAAAUGCUGACACGGAAAAGAAUCUCGUAGAUGAGUGGAUGAAGUCACCCCAACUGUCCGCUAUUAAGGUUGUCCUGGAUGUCCUGGAGGACACUUAUUCGCGAUGUAAUCCACCGGAACUUCUUCUGCCUGGGUUAAAGGUUCGGGCCAUGGCGCCUCGACUGCAUACGACGCAGAAUGCCAAACACGCUCGUUCUCAGAGUCGUCGGCUGAGGGAUAUGCUACCGUCCACCUCCGUGACUGAUGAGGAGAUAUAUGAAGCAAUAUUCAAAAGCAUUCGGGCCGGGAAUUUCGAGUGUGCUGAAACGAUUGCAAAAAGCGGUGGUAUUGGAGUGUUUAAUGUGAAUUACCGCCUUCGUGAUUACCUUACUGAGCCGGUGGUUGGCGGAAACCAUAGUCGAUUGCAAUGGAAAAAUUGGGCGUGGAACGUGUCUCAGGAUAUGGAAAUUGGACCUUGGCAGCGAGCAACAUGGGGAAUUUUGUGUGGAAAUUAUGCGGCGACGCUUCCUGUAGCAUGCAGCUGGGAAGAUCGACUGUGGAUUUACUUGACUUGUUUCCUGGAUCUCUGCAUUGAGUCGAUGCUUUGUAGAACUGUCUCCGGUAUUGUUCAACCAAAUACUGAAUUGGCUUCCAUUCUGCCGGUGGAAUAUUGGUCUAGUGGUUCAGGCUUGGAGAUUUCAAAAAUAUUCGACAAGCUACAGAGCCCUGAUAUGAACAGCUCUGGCAGCUGCUCCGUUCCGAUAUUUAUUAACAGUAUCAGAGCAGCAGUUACGAAUGAUUUGGAACCUAGUUUAUUGAUCUACGAAGAUUUCAUUCUCAAUAUGGCCAAAAACAAACUGCCUAUGGAUGGGAUGCAAGUUUUCGAUGUUGUGCGACAAGCUAGCCAAAGUCGUUUCGUGGUUUUUGUGCUGUCCCUGGUCAAGGAUGCUGGAAUACCUAUGGAUCGUGUGUUUUACGGCCGUGCAUGUUUUCUAUAUGCACAGGCUGCGGUGGAAAGGAACGUCCAAAUGCUGGCAUUCUAUGUUUCUCGCAUUCCUGAGCCAGAGCUCGGAGAGGCGGUCAAAUCAUUUGUUUCCGCAUACGAAUCUCCGAAAGAUUUAUCGGAAUUCUUCAGCAGUAUACUGAUGUUGAAUAGACAGAGCUCAAUGGAUGCUGGGAAAGCUUUCUUGGCAGAAAGGUUUCUAUCUUUGCAGAUCUCACCAACACCUGAAAUACGGGAAGGAUUCAAUCAGAUUUUCAAAGUAUUCUGUGGUGUGCCGGAGAUAGCAGCAACAGUCUUAGCGUGUCUGAACCGCUUGGUGCGCUUAUUAUUGCUCAAGGAAUCGCCUGAUGCAUCACUUGCCUACAGUCUGGUUUACGGACUAAAAAGUGAUAUUGGCAUCGUCAUGGGUAACCUUGAUGCCGCUGGUGAAUUGGACAAUGUUACGGAAGAUGCGAAGAGUGAAACCUUUUGUUGGCUGACUUACUUUGAGAUCUGCCGUAAAUGCGACGAAUAUAAUCGCUAUCACCUCAACGAAAGUUUGGAAGAUGUUGACAACCCAGAAAACUUGUUGGAGGAAAUUAUGAAGGAAGGAUUUCAAGUGUUCGGUGUUGAUGAUUGGUUGAAGGGAUGUAGCACACCUGAAGAACCUGAUCGGGGGCAACAAUUGGAAAAGCUUCGAGACAGUACUUAUGUGGAACUCUACUGCACUCUGGUGAACUUGUCGAAGGACAUUGAAGAUGAGGAUGUUUUAUCUAAUAUGGUCAAUGUUACCCUUGCUGUUGCCGACAAAGUUGCGAAGGUUCAUCUGGCUGAAGCAGGAGACGUUCUGCGAUCGACCAGACACAUAAUGGAAAUGGCUCUCAGUAAAGGGGUCUAUAGCGCUGUAUCUCAAGCAGAAUUUAAAAAGUGUAUAAAGAGAGUUAACGCGGUAAUACGUUGAUGCCGCAGUGCGUUGUAUUUCUCGGCGGUUGAUUUCUUUUAUCUUGAGUAUUGACUGCUGAUUUUUCAGUGUGAUUUUCUUAAAGUUGUUAUUAGUUGCCUGACUGACUAGCUGAAACGGUCACUGCAGUUGCACAGAUGAAGUAAAAUAAAGCAAACGA